AUGGCACCGCAAAUCGCGAUUGUGGGUGGUGGUCCUGCGGGCUUGGCUCUUGCAGCUACCCUGCAGCAAAAGGGCAUUGACUACAUUGUUUACGAGCGGACCCAGAGAGAUUCCCCUCCGCAUGGGGGAUGUUUGGAUCUACAUCCCGGUAGCGGGCAGCGUGCCAUGCGCGAGGGUGGUGUGUUCGAGGAGUUCAAGAAGUACUCGCGCGUUGGCGACGCCACCAUUCAUCUCUUGUACAACCACAAGGGCGAGCAGCUCUUCAGGUUCGGAGAAGGUCGCGAUGCACCGGAAAUUGAUCGCUGGGCUAUUCGGAAGGUGCUUUUGACUGGCAUUCCGGAUGAGAAGGUCAUUUGGUCUAAGGCCGUGCAGAGCGCGGCGAGAGACGAGAAUGGCCAGGUGGUAAUCACCUUCACCGAUGGCACCACGGCGUGUGGAUUCAAGCUCGUUGUCGGGGCUGACGGUACUGCUAGCAAAAUCAGGCAUUUGGUCACCUCUGCCCAGCCAGUCUACUCUGACAAGCUUUAUAUCACGACUAAAAUCUUCCCAGAUAAUUCAUUCUACCCUAAGAUGGAGUCCAUUGCUGGCAAGGGAUCCAUGAUUGUGAUGGGAGAUGGCAAGCACAUGUUCAACUCUCGCCAAGGCGAUGGCCAUUACCGCGUCGACAUCGGUCUUCAAGCGCCCGAGAAUUUUCCCGCUUGCGACAACGUGGACUUUUCUGAUUUCGAUGCGGCAAAGAGAUUCCUCCUUCAGGAAGAAUACUUUGGAUCUUACUCUCCAGAGAUGCAGGAUAUCAUCCGGCAGAGUGACGGCCCUUUCCGUCCAUGGUUGAUGUAUUACAUGCCAACCGAGCAUUUGAACUGGGAGUCUGUCCCUAGUGUUACGCUUAUUGGUGACGCGGCGCACGUCACUACACCAUUCGUUGGAGACGGUGUCAACUGUGCGAUGCGAGAUUCGGUGAUACUUGCGCACAAGUUGGAGGAAUUCGGAAUCACACAGGAGGCAAUUGUCGCUUAUGAGAAGGACAUGUUCCCAUUUGCGAUUGAUGUCAUUUCGAGGAGUCUGUUGAGUGGGGAGAUGUUCUUCGAGAAGGAGUCUCCAAAGACUUUCAUGGAGGCUAUGGCGUCUGGGAAGCCGUUGAUUGGAACGACGGAUUAUAUAUAG
Messenger RNA from Penicillium coprophilum, 1164 nucleotides. RefSeq names its product FAD-dependent oxidoreductase. Lineage: Eukaryota; Fungi; Ascomycota; Eurotiomycetes; Eurotiales; Aspergillaceae. The coding region runs from base 1 to 1164 and encodes 387 amino acids. Gene Ontology annotation, molecular function: FAD binding. The transcript has 2 exons. The record is from RefSeq and is a predicted model, not a curated record.